This is a messenger RNA of Malurus melanocephalus (red-backed fairy wren), 2574 nucleotides long. RefSeq names its product trace amine associated receptor 1 (gene TAAR1). The transcript has 3 exons. The record is from RefSeq and is a predicted model, not a curated record. Bases 648 to 1718 code for a protein of 356 amino acids. Gene Ontology annotation, cellular component: membrane. Gene Ontology annotation, biological process: adenylate cyclase-activating adrenergic receptor signaling pathway. NCBI's taxonomy places the organism in Eukaryota, Metazoa, Chordata, Aves, Passeriformes, Maluridae. Gene Ontology annotation, molecular function: trace-amine receptor activity.
GUCCAUCUGUACCUUGACCAGAAUAGAUAUUUCCUUCACUUUGCAUGCCUCUUUUCAUGCAAGAAGCCUGACUUUAGCUUACUUCAAAUGAAUUAAUCUUUGCAUAUGCUAGUGGCUUGUGUCAGACUAGAUUUAUUAUGUGCUUAUCUUUUCUGGMUAUUUAAGAUCUACGUCAUCCUGUUGAUGAGAUUUUCCCAGCAAGCUGUAAACCAGUCAGACCAAGCAUGCAGCCACUUAGUUGGGAGAAUUCGUGUGGGAUGAGUCAGUCCCGCRCUGUAUCUGCAGCCUGCGCCGGUUCCUGAUGGGGAAGUGACUCCAGUGCCCGACUGUCUCCGGUUCAUGCAGUCCAGAAUAUGGUGAGCUGCUAAUAUGUUAGAUUGGGAUAUUAUUUUCUUUCAAAGAUGAGUCUCCUAUGGUUAGCAUUGAAGAUAAUAGCUGUUAUUCUGCACAGAUCACUGUGUUCUUUCUGUAGUGARCAGCAAUACCACCAACAGCAAACUGUAAUGGCAAUGAAGAGCUUUUUGUGGUCUUUACAAGAAAGCAGCRCCACUCAGCCAGCAGAAAGCAAAUAAGUGCCAAGAGCAGACUUCUAYCCAGCAUGAAGGGUCAAAGCUCAACCCGUCUAGAAAAUGGAAAACCAGUUGUAAAUGUGCCUCAGAAUUAGGGAAAACAGUACCUGUGCUGCAUACCUGUGUGGAUUUGAGACCCCAGUAAGGAUGCAACUGUGCUGUGAAUCUGUAAAUGGCUCUUGCAUCAGGAGCAGCUGGUCAAACAGCGUCCGUGUUUCCAUGUACAUCUUCAUGGUUUGCGUUAUUCUGGCCACGGUGGUUGGAAAUUUGACAGUUAUCAUCUCAAUAUCACAUUUCAAGCAGCUCCAUACGCCUACUAAUUUCCUGAUACUUUCAAUGGCUACCGUAGAUUUCCUGCUGGGAUUCUUCAUCAUGCCUUGCAGUAUGGUGCGCUCUGUUGAGCACUGUUGGUAUUUUGGGGAGUUCUUCUGCAAGAUCCACACAAGCACGGACAUUAUGCUGAGCACGGCUUCUAUCUUCCAUCUUUCCUUCAUAUCCAUCGACCGUUACUAUGCUGUGUGUGACCCCUUGAGAUACAAAUCAAAGAUAAACACUUUUGUCAUCGUGGUCAUGGUGUUCGUAAGCUGGAUGGUUCCUGCUGCUUUUGCUUUUGGGAUGAUCUUUCUAGACCUAAACUUGAGAGGGGCAGAAAAGAUUUAUAAUCACGUCCACUGUGCGGGUGGAUGCUUUCUCAUUUUUAGCGAAAUUUCAGGUAUUGUGGCCUCYGUAGUGUCUUUUUACAUCCCUGGACUUGUUAUGCUGUACAUCUAUAGGAAAAUAUACUCUGUAGCAAAGAAACAGGCAAGAUCCAUCGAUGCAAUYAGCAAAAAAAAGAUGCAAUUUGAAAUGAAGCACCACAUUUCAUUCUGCAGGGAAAGGAAAGCUGCUAAGACUUUAGGCAUAAUAAUGGGAGUGUUUCUCAUCUGCUGGACUCCAUUCUUCUUCUUCACAGCUACCAAUCCAUUCAUGAAUUAUGUGAUACCACCUGUUCUCCUYGAUGCUUUGGUUUGGUUUGGCUAUUUAAAUUCUACACUUAACCCAAUUGUUUAUGCAUUUUUUUACAUGUGGUUUCGCAGGGCAUUGAAGAUUAUUGUUUUUGGAAAAGUGUUUCAACAGGACUCUUCCAGRACUCAUUUGUUUUCAAAUUAACAUGUUUUAAAUGGUUGGACUCAUGGCUUUGAACUUUUGCCUGGAGGCUGAACUCCCAGGUAAGAGUGUAAAGGCAGGAAACACCUAUUUSUUUGCCUAUUUGCCAAAUGUAGCUCAAGCAGACAAGCAACUGUUUUGCUUUAUGUAUUCUUUCAUUCCAGAUUGGGAUAUGUAUGUGGUAUUUUGAUGAUAUCUAUUUAUUUGCAAUGUACAGAAGAGCAAGGCUUCAGUUUAAGAAAAGCUUACAGCAGUUUAUAUCCCUGAUCUUAAUAAAUAAAAAAACUAUUCUGUUACAACAGAUUAAUUUCUUGAACAMGGUUUAUAUGUAUUUGUUUUCAUUUGUGUUCUUGUUCUGCCGAUUGACGGAGGUGAUUUAUAGAGCACAGACACCAAUGGAAAGAACGGUGUUAUUUUACUAUGAAWAUUAAGGCAACACRAAAGUAAAAUGAURYAUCCAAUAAAACUACAUGCUUGGCUUUAGCAACAAGCAAAAACAAGAGGGGUAAAUCACCUAAUCAUUACUGUGCAAGAGACAGGAUAGUGAUUGAGAAAAACACRUCACCARUUGCCAAAAUACUUUACCAUCAUCCAGAGCCUGCAAUUGCYUGGGRGCUCUGUUUCGCAGUGAGGACAUGGAGAACCCUUUCCCACCCAUASGUGAGGUCACCAAAUUCAYCCCAGAAGUGGGUCCAGCUUUUAUAGUCCCAAAUCAUCAAGUUCAAGUGACUUGAUUAYAUUUUUAKCACAGAAACACCUGGAUCUGGUGGCACAUUUCCUGACCAGCCACAGCCAGGGCUUGGCCAGAGCCCAGACCUUGACUGGGAGGGUUUUCYCUAAAAUACCCUACAAMURAGCC